This is a messenger RNA of Metarhizium album ARSEF 1941, 2247 nucleotides long. Its product is annotated as Cupin, RmlC-type. The record is from RefSeq and is a predicted model, not a curated record. NCBI's taxonomy places the organism in Eukaryota, Fungi, Ascomycota, Sordariomycetes, Hypocreales, Clavicipitaceae. The coding region runs from base 1 to 2247 and encodes 748 amino acids. The transcript has 5 exons.
AUGGAGUCGGCCUUGAUGCCGGAUCUACCCCCGGCUCCUAUAGACGACGAGAAAGACGAUCCGACCUGGGAAGCCGACGGGAUACACUGGUCAAGCAGCUCUGAUGACGAGGAGGAGUCUCUGGCGGGAAUGAGCCAUAUUUCUCCCCUUAGUGACAGCGGUCCAGGAGCAAGCGCAACUCUGGGGAAAAGUGAGCUGGCGAACGGGUCACAGGUCGUGAUAUCCAACAACGUCACCGACCGCCAGAAAAGCCACGACGCGCCCAGGAUUGCAGCCGACGGGCAGUUGAAAGAUGAGCCUCUUGGUCCCCGCCGGGGGGGGAGUUUCGACUCUGAUAGCUCCCUAGCGUCCAUUCCUGCCGCCAUCCGGCUCAAGGAAACACCUGUUCCGCUGCCUUCUACAGUUGCAGCACCUGGUUUAUUGCCGACACCUGUUUCUAGUCAACUAGGGCGACCGAGUCUUCCAUACACUACAUCUCUUGUCCCACCUCCCGCGCGUCCCGUGCCUCCCGCGCCUCCUGCACGUCCAGCUUCAGGUCCUCCCUCCAUAAGUACGCCUGUUCCACUUCCGCCGACUACAAGCCAAAGCACUCCCGCGGUGCAGGUCAUUGAGAAGACGACGUGUAGCUCAGCUUCCGUCACUAAACGUCCGGACAUGAGAACGCCGGCGGCAGCUUCUGGUACACCGAGUACAAGACUGGAGCAAACACGCCAGUUUUUGACAGAGGAAAAAGCUCAACCUGCCACGUCACCUGGAGCAUUUGCUACGUCUAUGGAGCAGGCGGCCUGCGCCAGGCCGAUCGAACUUGCCACGGAUGGCAGGCAAUACACAAUCUAUUUUGAUCCAUAUACGAGAAAGGAGAUAGCAACAAGGGGAGUCUUGAUACCAGAGGGGUAUAAGUUACACACUGACCCCUUGUUUCCGUUCAUCUGCCCUGUUCGAGACUGUCGACGCAUCUUGAAGACCCUGUAUUCGAUAUCUGGACAUUGGCGAGCUAGUCACAACAACAUGAUGUUCAACGAUAAUAGAGAUGGAACCCUCUCGAAAAUCAAACCAUACAAAAACGCUUCGGGAUGCUCACCAGGCAUUGUUGUAUCACAGGUUUCAAUACCCAGUACGGCUCCCCCGCCCGCUGAACCUCGUCUUCCCGGUCACGAGGCCAGGGUGGCUAAACGCCAAUGGGACGAGCCAGAAAUACACCAGGAUAGUAAGCGACGUUUCAUGCCAGAAUUCCGUGGAGGUCCAUACAUGCGGUUCAUGAACCCUGUUGCGUAUAUGGCGGAAGUUCAUUUCGGUCGUAGGACCUCCACGCGGCCUGAUAUUGUAAAGAUGCUGAGGCUGCCUCGAAAAAGAGAUCUACCCAAGGAAUUUUUGGACAGACACGAAAGAGGAGAGCUCUCUCCACAAAUUUAUGCCUGCGCUGUUGCCUACAUUGUUGGGGACGAACUUUUCGGCUCGCGGGCUUGCCAUGCUGCCACAGGACCUCUCGCGCGUUUAUCGAAACAAUGCAUCGUGCUACCCAGCUCGAUACAAUCGGAACCGAGUAUAGCCAGGAUGUUCUCUCCCCACAACAGGGCAGCAGACAGCCGAACACGGGCGUCCUCGGCACGCUCAUUAGCCGAGAUGCCCGUCCCACGGCCAUCAGAAGAAGCGUCCCUGCGUCGACAGCAAUCUUCUCCCGCGCCACUCGUGCGAGAAAGCGAGCAUGCCCUGGCCGGCCGACGGGCCGUGAGGCAAAGUGUGCUUAACCGCCUCCACGUGGACAGGGACCUUGGGGAGCGGGUUCAAGCAGAAAGAAAAGCGCAAAGCGAGCAGUCUGAUGAUACGCAGCUGGAGCCUGCGACACGCAUCCAGCAGCAAGGACAAUUCGGCACACCAGACUAUGAGUUGGAAGCAUGGGAAAUCGCCCCUGGACGAGUGGCAAGCGAGGACUCAACCCGAAAUGUAGCGUACUCCGGCGCCUUCCUCACUUCUUCAACGCCCAUCACAAUAUCACCCGACGUUUGCUUCAACGUGCUCACCAUCCGGCCAGGUCAAACGUACAAGGUGCAGGUGCAAAAGGACAGAAUGCAAGUAUUCUCAGUGGCGUCGGGAAAAGUAAAGGUCAAGACGGGCGGCAAAGCGGUGCAGCUGGGCCCAAACGGGGCCUUCCCCGUCCGGCCAGGCGAGAAUUGUCUCAUUGAGAAUCGGAUAUACUUUGAGGCCGUGGUUCACUGCACGACGGUCAAGGACUAUGAGCUUGCAUAG